Molecule: messenger RNA, 831 nt
Organism: Sphenostylis stenocarpa
Lineage: Eukaryota; Viridiplantae; Streptophyta; Magnoliopsida; Fabales; Fabaceae
Source: the annotation of a GenBank genome assembly
AUGUUGUUUAACAAACUACUCAAGUUUUUGAGUAAUCAAACUUCUUUAUCAACAUUGAAGUUCUAUUUUUCCACAUUUCCUUUCCAACUCUUCACCCACAACGUGGACAAGAACUGCAUGUUUCUCCUUUGCAAUGGUCUCCUUGUUUUUGUUGGUAUCACUAAAUCUCUCUCCGGGUCUAGAUCUGAUGAUAAGCCUUCUACCUUUAUUAAAGAUGACGGUUCACCAUCUCAGUUCUCAGUUAUUGAGGCCAACGAGUUAAUGUUGGAGAUAACUGAAACGGAGGAAGAAACUAGUGAGCUUGUUGAACAGAACACUGCAGCAGAGAAAGUAAUAGAAGCAGAAAACUGUGCUGAAGAAGAAGUACAAGAAAACAUAGAGAAGGUAAUUGUGGUAGAUGAAGGACAAGAAAAAGGAAGUAGCCUAGUUUUGAAAGAAGAGGAGAAGGAGCUAGAUGAAGAAACUGAACAAUUGGAUGUAGGUGAUGUAGAGGAAGAUAAAAGGUCAGAAAUUGAUCACCUUCUGACUGAAGAGAGCAUGGAAGAGGAGGAAGAAAAUGUAGAGGAAGAAAGCAGUAAGUUGAGCACGGAGGAGUUGAACAAAAAAUUUGAAGAUUUCAUUAGAAGGAUGAAGGAAGAUCUAAGAAUUGAAGCUCAACGACAAUUAGUCAUGAUUGAAGUUCGUGCGGAUAGGUAUCUCAAUGAUUGCAUGCAACCAACAUACGACGGCACUAUGAAAGUGAAGAUUCAUAGAUUUAAAAUCGGAGUGGCCCAGGAAAUAUCAAUAAUUGAGGCACAUUUCUUUCAGGUUCAAAGAACUGAUAAAGAAUAA